AUGUCCGAAAACAACAAUGUUGAAGACUGGCGAAAGGUCACAGGCAUUGGCACUGGUCAGAAAUGGGGCGCAACUACACAGCAGUCCACUGAUGGGCGCGCAUGGGGCAUUGCAAUCAGCCAGUCGGUCAACGAAAGCAAGCCGCCGCCUUCUAAAGGGUUGAAUGCAGCGGCUCCUUCGUUCACCCCUGGCAGCGUCAAGUCGAAGACGUAG
Molecule: messenger RNA, 213 nt
Organism: Alternaria burnsii
Lineage: Eukaryota; Fungi; Ascomycota; Dothideomycetes; Pleosporales; Pleosporaceae
Exons: 1
Coding region: 1-213 (70 amino acids)
Source: RefSeq, a predicted model, not a curated record